AUGCAACUGUCUUUAGCAGGUACCGGAUAUUCCGUGGCUUUAUCGGCUGUCUCCCUCCUGGCGUUUUAUCUGACCAGUACAUGGGGAAUUGUCUUUAACACGGUGUUCAUGUUUUUAGCUGGAGUGUUCACCUGUGGUCCUGACAGCAUCCUAAGUGGAUCCAUCCCUAAUGAGCUGGGAGAGAUGGAUGGAAGAAAUGCCGCCGCUGCAGCUGUUGGUCUUGUCAAUGGUUUUGGCAGUGUUAGUACCUUUUUGGAGGGUCCCAUUAUUGGGGUGAUAUCAGCGAACCACGGCUGGUCUGGGAUGUUCUACCUUAUGAUUGGACUAUCCGGAGUCGGCACCCUGGCCGUUCUACGUGCUCUGUCUAUUUAUAACAGGAGACAUGGGAAAAUACCAGAUGCUAUACCAUUAGAAAUGGAAGACAUCGCAUAAAUAGGAACAAAUUCAUAGUGGUAUGCUGCUGUUUUGUGCUAUAUCCUAGGAUAACCUCUGGAAAGUGGCUGUUUUUAUGUAUGCAAGAAAUCUUGCU
This is a messenger RNA of Saccostrea echinata, 529 nucleotides long. RefSeq lists its product as uncharacterized. The record is from RefSeq and is a predicted model, not a curated record. The coding region runs from base 1 to 432 and encodes 143 amino acids. Lineage: Eukaryota; Metazoa; Mollusca; Bivalvia; Ostreida; Ostreidae. The transcript is spliced from 4 exons.